Trichomonas vaginalis G3 is the source of this 208-nucleotide messenger RNA. RefSeq lists its product as uncharacterized. The transcript has a single exon. The annotation marks the transcript as partial. The record is from RefSeq and is a predicted model, not a curated record. Lineage: Eukaryota; Parabasalia; Trichomonadida; Trichomonadidae.
AUGAAUAAAGAUGAUGUUAUAAAUUUCUUAUAUCCCACAUCUGAAGAAGAAAAACCUAAAGAACCUGAUGUUUUCCCUGAAUAUUAUGAAGAACGGAUUAAAGAUGAUGAAUAUGAUGAAAUUGAAAGACUGGAAAAAAUAAGAGAUGAAAUAGAUGAAAAAAUUAAGGAAUUAAGAGAAGUUGAAAAAUAUAAUGAAAAUGAAGUAG